Messenger RNA from Umbelopsis ramanniana AG, 651 nucleotides. RefSeq lists its product as uncharacterized. The coding region runs from base 299 to 571 and encodes 90 amino acids. The record is from RefSeq and is a predicted model, not a curated record. NCBI's taxonomy places the organism in Eukaryota, Fungi, Mucoromycota, Umbelopsidomycetes, Umbelopsidales, Umbelopsidaceae. The transcript has a single exon.
AAGAUACGCGCAUCCUUGUGUCUAAUGCUGUCAUACCGACAUGGAACGUGGAACAGAUUUUGAAACAAGAUAUUAAGCCAGAUGAUAUGUUGUUCAAUACUGUGGCGCAAUAUAUUGUUUCAAGCAUUGCGACUUUCAUGCUAAUGGAUAACCUCCAAAAACCAUCUUGGUCCAACUGCCGUGUAGAUCCUGCUCCUACUACCAUCUCCCCAGCUUACAUGGAAUACCUUUAUGACACUGUCAUAAUGUCUUCCUUGGGCGAAAAAGGAUCAAGCUUCCGUUGGUGGAAUGUUGCCGCAUGCUAGAUGUAGCAAAAGAGACGCUAAAAUUCAUUGUACAUAAACUCUUCCUCCCCCCCUUUCUGAACCGAACUCGAAGACCUUUUAACCUUUUUCUUUGGCUGUAUUUUUUUUUUCCCUUCUUUAUAAUUCACAUUCCCCACUGCACACAAAUUCCUCUCAAGCUCCCCCCUUUUUUUUAUAAGAAAAUUUUCUGCUUUACACCAUAUGUCCUUUUUUCUUUUCAAUCGUACUUUCGCUCUCUUCAUCAGCAUAUUGUAAGGGAACUUUGAUAAUUAUGAAAUUACAAGAAAAUAACAUUUCUGUUUCCAAACAAACAAAAAAAAAAAAAUUGGGAACUUGGUGUGAUUAU